Messenger RNA from Pyricularia oryzae 70-15, 3216 nucleotides. RefSeq lists its product as uncharacterized. Bases 544 to 3075 code for a protein of 843 amino acids. The record is from RefSeq and is a predicted model, not a curated record. Lineage: Eukaryota; Fungi; Ascomycota; Sordariomycetes; Magnaporthales; Pyriculariaceae. The transcript has 2 exons.
CGUCCGUAGACAGGGACCAGUUACAGCACGUUCCUCUUGGCUAUCGCCCGACUUACCUAGGUAUCUACCUACUCAGCUUGGCAGAAAUCUGCAUACCUACCUUACACAAAAAGCAACUCGAAUAUAUUCUCCAGGCGGUUGAACCCAAUUUAUACCUAGACCCCAGUUGCGGGCGUGUCUUUUUUUUUUUUUGAAGUCGCUUGUUACAGUUGCUGCUUCUCUCCCUGUCGCCUCUUAACCCAGGAUUGACCGGAACAAUAUCUCCGGGAAUCGGUUGAAAUCUCUAUUGUCUUUGGGCGUGCUGCAAAAUUCAUCAUCUGCACAGUAUCGAGGCGCCGCCGGUGAACCAGUCUAGCUGCAAGCCUAUUUUGGUACCUCUCGACACCUGUUGACUGCCUCCGGCUUGUCAGAUCCUCAACACCUCGGUUCCACUCACAUGGCUUCACCCCAGCAAUUCCAGGACAGCUUCUAGCAGGGGUUGCCUUCCUUGGAAAGUUGCUCGACGAUAUUGUGCACAGCACAAUACCAACCAGUACCGUCAAAAUGAAAACUUCGGGGUUGCCGUCUUACACGGCGGCCACGACAAGAUCCGACCCUUGGGGCAUUGUUGCCCCGUAUGUGCCAGCUGCCAGCUACGCGGCCCUGUGUCUCACUUCGCGUACCCUACAUGCCCACUUUGCCCCUCGUCUAUGGAACGAUCCCCUGCGCAUGGUGCAGCUACUGCGGCUUGAUCGCGAUGAAGAACUUAGCUGGUAUCUUCGUCGUUUCAUUGGAGGGUCUGUGAAGGUUGCUAGAGAGUCGACCCGUGGCCUAGUAUUGGUACUUGACUUUAGAGACUUUGCCACAUUCACGGCAGACUUCCUAUCUUCGGUUGUCGAAGAGGCCUUGGAGGAUACAAUUCGUCGGCUCCCAACCAUGUUCCCCCGGCUUCGGUGUCUCCUACUGGAUGGUCAUCCCGCCUUUGAUCCUGGUUCGCUGACCAGGGCCGCAGCAGCAGUCAGGACGGCUAGACAGCAGAAUCCAGAACUGCCACCCUACAAGCCACUUCUUCUCAGCAUCGCGGGAUCCAACACUGAGCUGCCAACUUCCUACUUUGUAUCCGAGUACACGCGCAAUUUGGUCUAUCUUGAUAUCUCACAAGUGCCUGGCUCGCUGCGAACCCCAGCCACCACCGGAGCUUUUGGGUCUCGUACCCUGCCAUGCUUGCGUGUACUCAAGGCUCGCGGCAGGGAGCUAGGGGAUGCCGGAGUAAAUGCCCUAUGCACUGCGUUCGGUCGGCAGCUAUGGAGCCUUGAUGUCUCUUGCAACAAUAUUACCGAUGCGGGUCUUGCCACCAUAGUCACCUGUUGCUGCCCCAACCUCUCGCUCUGGUCCGACACACGUUAUGAUUCUGAGGGCAAGGUUAACAUUCUGCAAUCUGCAGAGACCCAAGAAGCUAGGCCGCUCUUAACCAUCAAGGAAUCUGAUCUGAGCGGCUCGUUCUGCCACCCAGAGAGGCAUUUUGCCGACUCUCCAGCAUACGAACAGUCCGGAAAUGUCGUCCAAAGACCGAACGGACUGGCGACUCUGCUGCGUGAUGGGCCAGAUGACCUAGUCCGCUUCAUUGCGGGGGGAGCUGGCGAAGAUGUCGCUCCUGACAUGGUUGAAGAAGUCAUGGCGUCGACACAAUGUCUUGGUUUGGGCCUUACCCAUCUCGCCGUCAGAGAGAACCGAAUUACUCAGGUCGGAGUAGAAAGGAUGAUCCAAAUGUGCAGAGGGAACCUUGAGUACUUUGAGUGUGAUAUGGCCUUGAUGAGAACGCACUUGAACUUAUUCUCGCCAUAUAAUCAUCGUCAGUCCCACAUGUACGGCCUCUUGGGCUCCUCAUGGCUUUUCCGACCCGUGAUGUCUUCCAGCUUGCGAAGUCUGUACUUGCACCAUUCAAUUGUCACGCAGGUGCCAACAAUUACUCUGUCGGGCAGCAAGGAAUCAUUGUUGGCAGACGCCUGGCUGGCCGAGAUGAUGCUUCUGCCGCGCGCAGAGCUCGUAUGGCCUGGCGAUGGCUUCAUACCUGAUAUGAACCCGAGAUUGACAUCUCUCACAUUGACUAGCCUACCCAGGCGCUCGGCUGGCCCCUUGGUUGAGAAGCUGAAACACUUUCUCAGACUUCUAUACGAGCAGGAACAAGCUAUUGAUAGCACGCGUCGAGCACUCUCGAUGGAGUCUUCAUCACCGAGGACUUCUGUUAUGCUAAAAGGCAUGAGGCGCCUGAGGCUAGAGUUCGAGCAGUAUUCUGAUCAAACUACAUUUGAAGAAAGUCCAGACGACGGUAAAGGGAUGGUGGUUGACAUGGAUGCCGACACAGAGGUCGACAUGGAUCAACCGCCACCAGGAUUCUCAUUUUUCCAUACUUGGGGCCCAGAAACUACUCCGUCACAGCCUGAGGAAGGUCAAAUAACGGCUAAUCAUCCUGAUCCUCGUGCUCUCGGAAAAACUCGCCCUAUCGCCCCCAAUAUAGUAAACCCAGAGAGCAUAGGCCAAGAGACACUGAACCUGUCAUUCGAUCACAACGGGGCCUUCACGAUGAAUCGCCUGGUACCUUCCUCGACGACCGAAGUUUCCGUAUGGGUCGGUCCAAAAUGUUUCUUUCAUGGGACUGGCAACGACGGUGAGCACGCCCACCCCCCGGCCAUCACCGAGUACGUACGGAACGUAAAGAAUAGGACCUCGCUGCGUACCGGCGUCGGGCCCGCAACGCCGCCGCAGGUCCAAGCUGGCGUCCCACCCGGCGUUUGCUUAUUCCAGGCGGCGUGGGAUGCAAUUCUGCUUGCCGGACUCGAAUUCUCGUCCGCCGCAGCGAUAAACAGCAGCGAUCACAAUGGAAUGCAAGACCCGGCGCUGGGGCUGCCGAGGAUGGAGAUGCCCACUAGCCGUGAUGUCAGCAACAUGGUGGACGUUGUUUCUGAGCUCAAGAGGUUUCGUGCCGCGGAGAUGGCCGAGGGGAGGCACUGGACUGGGGCGCUCGAGGUGGUACAUAGGCGCAGCGAUGACGCGGCCAGGGACAAUGGGUUUUGGCGCGGGCGAAAUUUCCAUUAAUCUGACUAAUGCCAUGUAUACGGUCUUUUUUUGGCUUAUAUCUUAUUGGAUUCGAACAGGUGCAAAUAUAGACGAAAGAGCUGUUGGUAGUUUUAGCCAAUAUAAAAGUCAACUUGAAUAUCACAUGCUCGGUGGAUGGGG